Molecule: messenger RNA, 6209 nt
Organism: Lipotes vexillifer (Yangtze River dolphin)
Lineage: Eukaryota; Metazoa; Chordata; Mammalia; Artiodactyla; Lipotidae
Gene: COL5A3
Product: collagen type V alpha 3 chain
Exons: 67
Coding region: 595-5358 (1587 amino acids)
Molecular function (GO): extracellular matrix structural constituent
Source: RefSeq, a predicted model, not a curated record
AGUCUCCUGUGGAUCCCGAGUGGAGCCGGCCGUCGCGAGAGUGCCCCGAGCCCGUGGAGUCGCCGCGCCCCGCAGCCGCCCAGGCUGGUCCCCCGCCUUGAGUGUGGGUCCCGUGGGAAUGGGGAGUCGCCGGGGCCUGGGCCAGCCGCGGGCCGGCCUCUGCCUGCUCCUGGUGUCUCUGCAGCUUCUCCCCCGGACGCAGGCCGACCCUGUGGAUGUGUUGAAGGCCCUGGGCGUGCGGGGGGGCCAGGCUGGGCUCCCCGAGGGUCCCGGCCUCUGCCCCCAGAGGGUCCCGCAGGGCGACCGGGCAUUCGGGGUGGGCAAGGCCAGCACGCUCGGUGUCCCCACGUGGGAGCUCUUUCAAGGUGAGUCAGGCACUUUCCCAAGACCUUCUCCGUGCUGAUCACUCUGCGUGGCCGGCCAGCCAACCAGUCUGUCCUUCUAUCCGUCUACAAUGAGGCCGGUGUCCGGCAGCUGGGCCUGGCGUUGGGGCCGGCUCUGGACCUCCUAGGUGACUCCUUCAGCCCCCUCCCCCAGCAGGUCAGCCUCACGGACGGCAGGUGGCACCGUGUGGCGGUCAGUGUGGAUGGUGGGAUGGUGACACUGGUGGCUGACUGUGAACCUCAGCCCCCCGUAUUGAGCCAGGGACCUCGAUCCAUCAGCACAGCUGGACUUACUGUACUGGGGACCCAGGACCUCGGGGAGGAGACUUUUGAGGGAGAUAUUCAGGAGCUGCUGAUAAGCUCAGAUCCUCAGGCUGCCUUCCGAGCCUGUGAGCAGUACCUUCCUGGCUGCGAUGACCUGGAUCCUGUAGCCACAGGGGUGCCCCAGGGGGAGCCGGAAACCCCUCCCCGUCGGCGGAAGGGGAAGGGAAAAGGGAAGAAAAAAGGGCGAGGUCGUAAGGGGAAGGGCAGGAAGAGGAAGAACAAGGAAGUUUUGGCCCUGAGCCCACCUCCUGUCUCCCUGGAGAACCAGACCUCCACUGACGUCCCCAAGACAGAGACACCAGCUCCAACUCUGCCUCCGACUCCCACGCCUUUGGUCAUCACCACGACUGUGGCCAUUGGCAGCAACGUCACCGUCCUAGAGGAGAGCUUGGACCCUGACGGUGGAACUGAACUGGGGACCGUGGAGACUGAGUUAGCCAGACAAGAAGAAGAAAGUGGUCCCACCAUGGGCCCCCACUUCCGGGCAGCAGAACAGUCAUGGAGGACUGAGCUCCAGAUCUUUCCUGGCGCUGGGGAGAAGGGAGAGAAAGGAGAACCGGCCGUGAUUGAACAGGGACAGCAGUUUGAAGGACUUCCAGGAGGCCCAGGACCCCAAGGGGUGGUUGGCCCCUCAGGUCCUCCUGGCCCGCCAGGAUUCCCUGGGGACCCUGGUCUACCGGGCCCCGCUGGCCUCCCAGGAAUCCCUGGCAUUGAUGGGAUCCGGGGUCUGCCAGGCACUGUGAUCAUGAUACCGUUCCAGUUUGCAAGAGGCUCCCUCAAAGGACCCCCAGUCUCCUUCCAGCAGGCCCAGGCUCAGGCAGUCCUGCAACAGGCUCAGCUCUCUAUGAAAGGCCCCCCUGGCCUGGUGGGGCUCACUGGGCGCCCAGGCCCCGUGGGUCUCCCUGGGUAUCCAGGUCUGAAAGGAGAGAUGGGAGAAAUGGGGCCACAGGGCCCCCGAGGACUUCAGGGACCUCAUGGACCCCCUGGCAGACAGGGAAAGAUGGGCCGCCCUGGAGCAGAUGGGGCUCGAGGCCUCCCAGGGGACACAGGACCUAAGGGUGAUCAGGGCUUUGAUGGCUUGCCAGGGCUGCCUGGAGAGAAGGGCCAGAGGGGUGACUUUGGUCAUGUGGGGCAACCUGGGCCCCCAGGAGAGGAUGGUGAGAAGGGCGCAGAGGGACCUCCGGGGCCCACCGGCCAGGCUGGGGAGCCGGGCCCCCGAGGACUGAUUGGCCCUAGAGGCUCCCCUGGCCCCCUGGGACGCCCGGGUGUAGCUGGAAGUGCCGGUGCUCCAGGUGCCAAAGGAAAUGUGGGUCCUCCAGGAGAACCAGGCCCCCCAGGACAGCAGGGAAGUCCCGGGUCCCAGGGAAUCCCCGGCCCCCAGGGACCCAUUGGCACUCCUGGUGAGAAGGGUCCCCCUGGGAACCCAGGAAUUCCAGGCCUCCCAGGAUCUGAUGGCCCUCUGGGUCACCCAGGUCAUGAGGGCCCAACAGGAGAGAAAGGGGCCCAGGGUCCAGCAGGGUCGGCAGGCCCUCCGGGCUAUCCUGGACCUCGGGGUGUGAAGGGUACCUCUGGCAACCGGGGCCUCCAGGGGGAGAAAGGAGAGAAGGGAGAGGUUGGCUUCCCAGGUUUCAAGGGUGACGUGGGGCUCAAAGGCGAUUGGGGGCAACCCGGACCCCCAGGUCCUCGGGGAGAGGAUGGUCCUGAAGGGCUGAAGGGGCAGGUGGGGCUUGCUGGUGAGGAGGGGCCCCCAGGCUCAGCUGGGGAGAAGGGCAAGCUUGGGGUGCCGGGUCUCCCAGGUUACCCAGGACGUCCAGGCCCUAAGGGAUCUAUUGGUUUUCCCGGGCCCCUGGCACCGUUAGGAGAAAAAGGGAAGAGGGGGAAGGCUGGGCAGCCAGGCCUGGAAGGAGAGCGGGGACCACCAGGCUCCCGUGGAGAGAGGGGCCAACCAGGUGCCACAGGGCAACCAGGCCCCAAGGGUGAUGUGGGCCAGGACGGAGCCCCUGGGUUCCCUGGAGAAAAGGGCCUCCCAGGUCUGCAAGGCCCUCCUGGGUUCUCUGGACCAAGGGGUCCCCCUGGCCCCCAAGGGAAAGACGGGCCACCUGGGCACCCUGGACCUAGAGGAGAAUUGGGCUUCCAAGGUCAGACAGGCCCACCUGGACCAGCUGGUGUCGUGGGUCCUCAGGGAAAGACGGGAGAAGCAGGGCCUCUGGGUGAGAGGGGGCCCCCAGGCCCCCCUGGAUCUCCUGGUGAACAAGGUCUUCCGGGCCUGGAAGGCAGAGAGGGGGCCAAGGGGGACCUGGGACCACUGGGACCCUUUGGGAAGGAAGGGCCACCUGGACGCAGGGGCUUCCCUGGUCCCCAAGGAGCCCCCGGGGACCCAGGACCUACUGGUUUGAAGGGUGACAAGGGCCCCCCCGGCCCCGUCGGGGCUAACGGCUCCCCUGGGGAGCGCGGCCCUGUAGGCCCAGCAGGGGGCAUUGGGCUUCCUGGCCAAAGUGGAGGCCAAGGCCCUGUUGGCCCUGCAGGCGAGAAGGGGUCCCCGGGUGAACGCGGCCCCCCUGGUCCCACUGGCAAAGAUGGGAUCCCAGGGCCCCUGGGGCUUCCUGGAUCCCCUGGAGCUGUGGGGCCUUCUGGCGAGGAAGGGGACAAGGGUGAAGUGGGAGCCCCGGGUCACAAGGGCAGCAAAGGCGACAAGGGGGAUGCGGGCCCACCUGGACCAACAGGGAUACGGGGUCUUGUGGGACACCCAGGCUCCCCGGGGGCAGAUGGGGCUCAGGGACACCAGGGACCUCCAGGCCUCUUUGGGCAGAAAGGAGAUGAUGGAGUGAGAGGCUUCAUGGGGGUGAUUGGCCCCCCUGGCCUGCAGGGGAUGCCAGGCCCUCCUGGAGAAAAGGGGGAAGUUGGAGAUGUAGGGUCCAUGGGUCCCCAUGGAGCUCCAGGCCCUCGGGGUCCCCAGGGACCCAGCAGAUCAGAGGGUCCUCCAGGGCUGCCUGGGGGAGUUGGUCAGCCUGGAGCAGUGGGUGAGAAGGGUGAGCCAGGGGAGCCUGGAGACCCGGGACCCCCAGGAAUCCCAGGCAUCCCUGGGCCCAAGGGAGAAAUUGGUGAAAAGGGGGAUGCAGGCCCAUCUGGGGCAGCUGGACCCCCGGGCAAGAAAGGCCCCCCCGGAGAGGAUGGAGCAAAAGGGAACGUGGGCCCCACAGGGCUCCCAGGAGACCUAGGCCCCCCCGGAGACCCUGGGGUUUUGGGUCAAGACGGCCCCCCAGGGGAGAAGGGAGACCCUGGAGAUGUAGGGGGACUGGGUCCACCUGGUGCUUCUGGGGAACCCGGUCCCUCUGGGCCCCCUGGCAAAAGGGGUCCUUCUGGUCGCACGGGUCGAGAAGGCAGAGAAGGGGAGAAAGGUACCAAGGGGGAACCAGGUCCUGAUGGGCCCCCAGGGAGGACAGGCCCAGUGGGGACUCGAGGGCCCCCUGGGCAUGUCGGGCCUGAGGGUCUUCGAGGGAUCCCCGGCCCUGUGGGUGAACCAGGCCUGCUGGGACCUCCUGGACAGUUGGGUCCUCCUGGCCCCCUGGGGCCCUCUGGCCUCCCAGGGCUGAAGGGAGAUGCUGGCCUCAAGGGGGAAAAGGGCCACAUCGGAUUAAUUGGUCUCAUUGGCCCCCCUGGGGAGGCUGGUGAGAAAGGGGAUCAGGGUUUGCCAGGAGUGCAAGGCCCCCCUGGCCUCCAGGGAGAACCUGGUUCCCCUGGUCCCGUCGGCUCUCUGGGCCACCCUGGACCCGGAGGUGUGGUGGGUCCUCCAGGACAGAAAGGCUCAAAGGGGUCCCUGGGAUCCCAAGGUCCCCGCGGAGACACCGGACCCCCAGGACCCCCCGGCCCCCAGGGUCCACCUGCAGAGCUGCACGGGCUGCGCCGGCACCGGCGCUCGGUCCCGGGCCCGGGAGUCCCGGAGGGCGGCCUGGAGGAGGUGCUGGCCUCGAUCACGUCGCUGAGCUUCGAGCUGGAGCAGCUGCGACGCCCUCGGGGCACGGCUGAGAACCCGGGCCUCGUGUGCAGCGAGUUGCACCGCAACCACCCGCAUUUGCCCGACGGGGAAUACUGGAUUGACCCCAAUCAGGGCUGCGCGCGGGAUGCGCUCAGGGUUUUCUGCAACUUCACGGCGGGAGGAGAGACCUGCCUUUACCCAGACAAGAAGUUUGAGACCGUGAAACUGGCCUCCUGGUCCAGAGAAAAGCUGGGAAGCUGGUAUAGCACAUUCCGUCGAGGGGAGAAGUUCUCCUACGUGGAUGCUGAUGGGGCCCCGGUGAGUGUGGUACAGUUGACCUUCCUGAAGUUGCUGAGUGCCACAGCCCGCCAGAGCUUCACAUAUUCCUGCCAGAACUCGGCCGCCUGGCUGGACGAAGCUGCAGGAGACCAUGGCCGCUCUGUCAGUUUCCUUGGGACCAACGGGGAGGAGCUGUCCUUCAACCAGACGGCAGCAACCACCAUCACUGUCCCCUAUGAUGGCUGCAGGCUCCGGAAGGGACAGACGAAGACCCUCUUCCAGUUCAGCUCUUCCCCAGUGGGAUUUCUGCCCUUAUGGGACAUGGCGUCCGCUGACUUUGGCCAGAUGAACCAGAAGUUUGGGUUUGAACUGGGCCCCGUCUGCUUUAGCAGCUGAGAGCUUCAGGGGUGGGAGGGAAAAUGAGGGAACCCCAGAUGGGGCACAUUUGGUGCUGAGGCUUUGAAGCCAUCACAUUUAUCGUCUCCUGGGACUGUGGAGCCAGGGGAGAGUCUGCUCAUCACGGUCAAACACUAUUCCUUCUCCAUUCCGGGGGUCUGGAGGCUGGACUCCCCUGGCCCAUGAGUCCCGUUUCCCUGCACUUCACCCCGGCUGGCAUAACUGUAGUCUGGCUCUGUCUGCCUUUCAUGCUCACCCGAUGCUCAACUCCCUCCCCCGACCCCCAUGCAAUGAACUUCUAACUCAGAGCUGAUGAAUGCCCCCCAUGCCUGCCUCCCACCCCUCAGUCAGUGCUCUCAACACCCUUUGGUGCUACCUUCCGCAUAGUUAAGCACUGGAUGUCUCCUGAUCCCAGGCUGGGACCCCUUCACUCAUUCCUAUUUUCAGGUGGGUUCACAGUGAACGGACUGAGGUCAGACGACAGAGGGAAGUGGGACUUGCCUAGGCUGAGCUGUGUGUUCCUUCUGCUGCCUCAGCCCCACUAGCUCUGAAUACUGCUUCCCCCCAUAUCUCCCCAAAUGCACCUUGCCAUGCCAGAUGGUUUGGGGGCCAAGAUGGUGGGGGUGUAAAUCAGGAUCCUAAUGGUGCUGCCCUAUUUAUACCGGGGUCUGUAUUAAAAGGGAAAACCCCCUCUGUUGUAUAUUUAAUCUGCUUCUUCCUUAGGGAGGCCUGGGAUAUGAUGAGAGAGAUUCUAGCGUGAUCCCGAAGUCCGCCCCCCGCCCCCCCCCCGCGCCCCAGGCCAUAGGGCAUAAUUGGCAUCUCAAGUCUGAGAAUAAACCAGUGAACUGUGU